UGUGUGUAUGUGUGUGGAGAGGUACGCCGCUCUCUCUACUCUAUAAGCUUUACCAGGUCAGUCAACAUCCUGAAGCGGGCCACUCUCCACUCCACCCCUCCUCUCACCUCUUUUGUGGACCAACGCAUGGACUCCGGAAGCUUGAAAAGAAGGCAGUGAGGAAAGUGACUUUUCAGAAGAGAGAUAAAUGGUGGGAGGGAAGUCUGUUGUUGGUUUCCUGGACGGAGCUGCAUGCGCUGGCUGCGUGUUGGAGUUACAACAAGAGGCAAUCCCCUUUUCCUGUGUGUGUUUUCUGUCUACCCUCACGAGGAACAGCGGGAGCAGGGACUGGGCUAAAGAAAACCUCUGGAUGCAACAGCAAAGAGGGGGACCAGCCAAAAGAGGAGAAGAGAAACUCAUAAAGCAGAGACAGGAGCAGCAGGAGUUGGACUAAGAAGACAGGAGGAAGACAGAGUCUUGAGGGAUACUUUAACAAGAGACGAAAAAAGAUACAAGAGAUAUAUAGAGAACCAAAGGGGAAAUUCACCUGACCCACUUCUCUGCUCUGCCAGGUGGAGCAACCUCUUUCUUCCCCCUCUCCUCCCUCCCUCCCCUUCUCCUCUCUUUCCCCUGACAUGGGCCGCCUGCUGGCCCUGACCCUUGCCUACCUGGCCUACCUGCUGGCCACGGCGAUUGGCUCAGAGCGCCAACAGCACCAAGUGCAGCACGGCCCGUGCAGCUACACCUUCAUCCUCCCUGAGGUGGAGCACUGCCAUCCCUUAAAGGACUUCCAGGUCACCAACACCCUCCAGAGGGACUCUCCACCUGAGGCAGACCCUGAUACAAGUCAAUCCAAGCCGGAUAAGGCCCAAAAGGAGAGGCCCACCUUGCAGGAGAGGAAGCUGGAGAAUCUGGAGAGUGCCAUGGAGAAUAACACCCUGUGGCUGCAGAAGCUGGAGAACUUCAUCCAGGAGAAUGUGCGCUCUGGCAUGGAGGAAAUGAAGAGAACUGCAGUACACACCCAGACAGCUGCCAUGCUGGAAAUGGGAACCAACCUCCUCAGCCAAUCAGCUGAGCAGACCCGCAAACUGACAGACGUGGAGACCCAGGUCUUGAACCAGACAAGCCGCCUGGAGAUCCAGCUGCUCGAGUACUCACUCUUCACUAACCGGCUGGAGAAACAUAUUCUCCUGCAGACUCAGGAGAUCUCACGCCUCAGUGAUAAAAACAGUUUUCUGGAACAGAGGCUCUUAGCGCUGGAGGCUCGGUACGGGAGGGAGCUGCAGGGCUUGCAGGGCGAAAAGCAGCAGCUUCAAGAGCUCCUGGAAAGGCAGAGUCGACUGGUCAGUCAGCUCCAGGGUGAGCUAGGCAGCUCCACGCUCAACAGCACCUUACUACAGAGACAGCAGGCUGUGCUCACAGACACUGUUCAGCAGCUGCUAGCUAUGGUCAAUCACUGUAAUGAGAUCUCCAAUAUGCCCAAGGAGGAGCCGCCUGGUUUCAAGGACUGUGCAGAGAUCCUGCAAUCUGGAGUGACAGAGAGUGGAAUAUAUGACAUACGCCUCCCCAACUCCACCCAGACUGUCAAGGUGUUCUGUGAUAUGAAGACUAGAGGUGGCGGGUGGACGGUGCUGCAGCAUCGGAGAAACGGCUCCGUUGAUUUCCAUCGUGGGUGGAGGGACUACAAAAUGGGCUUUGGAGAGCCGUCUGGGGAACACUGGCUGGGGAAUGAUAUCAUCCACAAGCUGACCAGCUCCCAGGAAUACAGUCUGCAUGUCCAGCUGAAAGACAGAGAGGGAAACGAAGCCUUCUCACAUUACGAUCGCUUCUACAUAGAUGGAGAUGACAACAACUACAGCCUCCACACCGAGGGCUUCAGUGGCACAGCUGGACGGACCAGCAGCCUCACCCACACCGGCACCCAGUUCAGCACCAAGGACAGAGAUAACGACCGCUGCACCUGCAAGUGCGCCCAGCUUGCAUCUGGAGGUUGGUGGUUUGAGGCCUGCGGUCCAUCCAACCUGAAUGGCAUAUAUUAUCCCGGCUCAUCCAGCGUGGUUCGCUACAACGGCAUCAAGUGGUACUACUGGAAGGGUCCAAAUCUGAUGGCUACUAUGACAACCAUGAUGGUGCGCCCAGCAAAUUUCUGAUGGCAUGGCUGGGAAUUUAUCCGAAGUUAAUGUCACCCCUGAUUAAUAUAAUGAACCAUCUCAAGGAAAAGGUAUAUUUUUGGAGGAAAUGCGUAUCAGACAGUUUUCAGCUUCUGGGCAUCUUAAAAGGGUGCUUAAGCAAGUGCCUGGGGACAUGUGCAAACUCUCAGCAAAUGUUGUUUUAGUGAAAUCCUGAGUGAGAAAUUUCACUAACGCUAUCUAUUCCCAAAGGUGUCCAGGUUGUUCAUCUGAGAGAGGAAGGAGAUAGAGGGAAUGAGCUUUAAUACAGAUGACAAAACAACACUGAUCACAUCAAAUUAUGCAGUUACAUACAACUAGUUACUCAACCAAAUUAAAUUCCACUAAUAAAUGGAUAAACCUUUAGAGACACUUCAUCACAAUGCUUAUUUUUACAUUAAAGUAUGAAAACACUGUUGUGUGUUUGUCUGCUUCCUGUAAAUACAUCGUCCAAGCAAUGUGACCGAACUGCAUUGAUUAACAGAUACAGCCUUUUUGUAUAGUAGUCAAGUAAUAAAACUACUAA
Molecule: messenger RNA, 2673 nt
Organism: Micropterus salmoides (largemouth bass)
Lineage: Eukaryota; Metazoa; Chordata; Actinopteri; Centrarchiformes; Centrarchidae
Gene: angpt2b
Product: angiopoietin 2b
Exons: 9
Coding region: 615-2129 (504 amino acids)
Biological process (GO): Tie signaling pathway
Molecular function (GO): receptor tyrosine kinase binding
Source: RefSeq, a predicted model, not a curated record